Molecule: messenger RNA, 582 nt
Organism: Acaulospora colombiana
Lineage: Eukaryota; Fungi; Glomeromycota; Glomeromycetes; Diversisporales; Acaulosporaceae
Source: the annotation of a GenBank genome assembly
AUGCUUUUCCCGCCUGCUACUGUUACAGCGAUCAGCUUCACUUUUGCUCUCUCAGUGGCAUCUGCAGCAGCCUUGACGAUCACAGUGGAUGAUUCCUCGAUCGGUUAUUUUAUUUAUGGCCCAACCCAGGAUGUUUGGCUCACACGUAGGCACGAUGACCCUGCUUCUGCUCGUCACUACAGGGGAACAGAUCACUUCAGCGUAACCAAAGGAGCCUUCGUAGAGUUUUAUACCAAUGCGCAAACUAUCCAGUACAUAGGACUUCCACCUUCCAAGCAAUCUCGAAUUCAAAUUGAAAUCGACGGUGCUGUUUAUACCAAGUCAUUACUGGGUACACCAGGCGAUAGCUACGUCGAUGAGCCUCAGGUCCUAUUCACCGAAACAUUGUCGGGCAACAAGCCACUACACUUGAUACGAAUCACCAAUGUUGACGCUCCGGAGUUACACCUCGAUGCUGUCAGGGAGAUCUUUCAAAGUUCCGAAGGAGUUCGCCCCUCCGGCGAAAGCAGUGCCUCCGAAAGAGACCAAACACCAAGGAAAUCAAAUAUUUUGGCGGAUGAACAGGCUCGCAUGUCUAGCUGA